Messenger RNA from Cyprinodon variegatus (sheepshead minnow), 2458 nucleotides. It is a transcript of the gene zbtb44, whose product is annotated as zinc finger and BTB domain containing 44. Gene Ontology annotation, molecular function: protein binding. The transcript is spliced from 5 exons. The record is from RefSeq and is a predicted model, not a curated record. Lineage: Eukaryota; Metazoa; Chordata; Actinopteri; Cyprinodontiformes; Cyprinodontidae. The coding region runs from base 324 to 1928 and encodes 534 amino acids.
UUGCAUUGUGGGCGUACAAACAGCACAGAGGGGGACAACACAGACCACAAAGGAAUGAAGGCAGCACCUCCUGUGACUUUUAGGAGCCUUUUGUUGUGAUGUAAAUCUGUCUGAGCGGUUAAUAAACUGUGAUCUGGAGCGGCUGGCAGGCGGACAACUGCCUGACAAGAGCGGGGAAUGUGAGCGGCAGCAGCGGCAGGGCGCGCGGCUGUCUCCGACUGCUUUUUGUCAGCUUAGCCAUCAGCAUCCAGAGGCCACGGCUCUCUUCCCAGGCCUCCCGCCCGAAGGACAGAUUUCCUGUAAAGAGCAGCCUGGACUCCAAAAUGGGGGUGAAAACCUUCACCCACAGUUCCACCUCCCACAGCCAGGAGAUGCUCGACAAACUAAACGCCCUGCGCAAUGAGGGACACCUGUGUGACGUCACCAUCCGGGUCCAAGACAAGCUCUUCCUGGCUCAUAAAGUGGUCUUGGCCUGCUGCAGCGAAUUUUUCCGCUCCAAGCUCGUUGGCCGACCAGAAGAAGAGGAAAAGUUUGUGUUGGACCUUCAUCAUGUGACCGUCAGCGGGUUCGCUCCACUUUUGGAAUACGCCUACACCUCCACCCUUUCCAUCAGCACAGAGAACAUCAUUGACGUCCUGGCUGCUGCUAGCUACAUGCAGAUGUUUGCUGUGGCUAGCACGUGUUCGGAGUUCAUGAAGUCCAGUAUUCUGUGGAGCCCGACUAACAACAACGGCCCCGGCAUCGCAGCGGAUAAACCGCAUGAGGCGGCGGCCGAGAGCGCCUCGUCGAACUGUGUCCUGACGCCGCUGGACGGCAGCGUGUCCCCUGUGUCGUCCGACUGCAGCGUGAUGGAGAGGAACGUUCCCAUCUGCCGGGAAUCCCGACGGAAAAGGAAAAGCUUUGUAACGAUGGCGUCGCCGGAGAGUCCGCUCAAAUGCACUACACAGAUGGUCACCACCUCCCCUCAGAUUCCCAACCCCUCCCCUUCGUUCUCGGACGGGCCCGCCCCGCCGGUGGAGUCCUCCCUGGCCUUUCCCUGGACUUUCCCUUUUGGCAUCGACCGAAGGUUCCACUCGGACAAAUCAAAGCUGCCAGAGAGCCCCCGCUGUUUAGAGCAGGGCGCCCCGGGGACCUCGGAGGGCGUGGUCGCCCGUCGGCUCAGCGACUUCCUGACAUGCGAGAGCUCCAAGGUGGUGUCCUCGCCGGCGGCAACGGAGGAGGAAGAUGUGAGGGUAAAGGUGGAGCGCCUCAGUGAUGAGGAGGUUCAGGAGGCAUCAUCACAGCCGGUCAGCGCCUCUCAGAGCUCCAUGAGUGACCAGCAGACGGUGCCAGGGAGCGACCAGGUCCAGGAAGAGCUGCUAAUCAGUCCUCAGUCCUCUUCUAUAGGCUCAAUGGAUGAAGGAGUGUCUGAAAGCUUGCCUUCUAUGCAGAGCACCUCUAACGCUGCAGGACACACAGAGGAUGAUGAGAGGCUGGAAGGUAUUCAGUAUCCAUACCACCUCUAUAUAAGCCCCUCAGCUCGACCCGGCACCAACGGCCCUGAUCGACCCUUUCAAUGUCCGACCUGUGGAGUCAGAUUCACACGAAUUCAAAACCUGAAACAGCAUAUGCUCAUACACUCCGGCAUUAAACCUUUCCAGUGUGACCGCUGUGGGAAAAAGUUCACACGGGCCUACUCCCUAAAGAUGCAUCGGCUGAAGCACGAAGGUAAACGCUGUUUCCGGUGCCAGAUUUGUAGCGCCACUUUCACGUCCUUCGGUGAAUAUAAGCACCACAUGAGGGUCUCCCGACACAUAAUCCGCAAGCCGCGGAUUUAUGAGUGCAAAACAUGCGGCGCCAUGUUCACCAACUCUGGCAAUUUAAUUGUACACCUGAGGAGUCUGAACCAUGAGGCAUCCGAGCUAGCAAACUACUUCCAGAGCAGGUGAGGAGUCUGGGGCCGCUGGCGCUGGUUCAGACAAUAAGUCCACUUUACAUUCUAAUGUCUAGACUUCAUUGGAUCAUUUUCCUCACGUUGGUUAUGUUUCUGAGAUGAUGACAAAUGAUUUCAACAUUUGCUUUUUCUGUGGAGGUUUCAGUUUCUGGCCCUUUUCCAAUGGUACCCGCUCUGGUGUUUCUGUUAACCUUUACUCUCCUAUGGGUGCUUUACUGGGGCAGUGCAGGCACUUAUUUGAAACAAACACAAGGCAACAGUGGAUGACAUUUUGCAUAUAAUCAAUGCUAAGAGUUAUGAGGGUAAGCUAAUGCUGCCUGGUGAUUGCUUGGUAUUAUGAUCGUAUACACAUUAGCCAAGCAUACUGGUCGAAGAAGUGACUUUUUCUACUCCUGAUCAAAAACUGAAGACCAGCUGAAAAAAGGCACGACUUUGCGUUUUGCACCACCGGAUGUUUAAAAGAUUCUUAGUAAAGUUUUAAAAGUCUAAACAAAGGAGCAAGAGAAAAAACAAAACAAAAAUACG